AUGGAAAAUCAGAACAAUGUCACAGAAUUUGUUUUCAUAGGGCUGUGGGAAAAUAAACAAAUAGAGCUCAUUUUUCUGUUUUUAUUCCUGCUCUGUUACCUGGCUGUCUUGAUGGGGAACUUCAUCAUCCUAUUCACUAUCACUUGCAGCCAUCUAAUCCAACAGCCCAUGUAUUACUUUCUCUGCCACCUUUCCUUCAUGGACCUCUGCUACACCUCCACCGUGAUCCCCAGGCUAAUCCGGGACCUAGCUGCAGCAAGAAAAAACAUCUCCUAUAACAACUGCAUGGCCCAGCUCUUCACUUCCCACUUGUUGGCAGGUGUGGAAAUAUUCAUCUUAGUGUCCAUGGCUUUUGACCGCUACGUGGCCAUAGUCAAGCCCCUGCACUACAUGGUGAUCAUGAACCGGCACAGGUGUAACCUGUUGAUUGUCAUGGCCUGGAUUGUGGGUUUCUGGCAUGCUAUCGCUCUCCUGCUUGUGAUUCUGCAUUUGCCUUUCUGUGGCCCUAAUCAGAUAGAUCACUACAUAUGUGACGUGAAGCCUCUGUUGAAAUUGGUAUGUAAAGAUAUUCGUGUUGUUAAUAUCUUAAUGAUUGCAAAUUCAGGGAUCGUGGUGGUUGUGGUUUUCGUGGUGCUAGUAGUUUCUUACAUACUCAUACUAUAUCAUCUGAGGACACACUCCUCCGCAGGGCGGCGAAAAGCUCUCUCAACCUGUAGUUCUCAUAUAAUGGUUGUGGUUUUAUUCUUUGUGCCCUGUAUCUAUAUCUAUAUUCUACCUCCAGGGAGUGAGAACAAGGAUAAGGAAAUCUCAGUGUUUUACACUGUGAUUGCCCCCAUGCUUAAUCCUCUCAUCUAUACCCUGAGAAAUGUGGAGAUGAAAAUCACCAUUCAAAAGAUAUGGUCUAAGACAACACAUGCAGAAUUUAAGUAA
Messenger RNA from Talpa occidentalis (Iberian mole), 930 nucleotides. Its product is annotated as olfactory receptor 4P4-like. Bases 1 to 930 code for a protein of 309 amino acids. Gene Ontology annotation, molecular function: olfactory receptor activity; G protein-coupled receptor activity. The record is from RefSeq and is a predicted model, not a curated record. Gene Ontology annotation, cellular component: membrane. The transcript has a single exon. NCBI's taxonomy places the organism in Eukaryota, Metazoa, Chordata, Mammalia, Eulipotyphla, Talpidae. Gene Ontology annotation, biological process: G protein-coupled receptor signaling pathway.